Molecule: messenger RNA, 1678 nt
Organism: Nicotiana tabacum (common tobacco)
Lineage: Eukaryota; Viridiplantae; Streptophyta; Magnoliopsida; Solanales; Solanaceae
Product: F-box/WD-40 repeat-containing protein At3g52030
Molecular function (GO): protein binding
Source: RefSeq, a predicted model, not a curated record
UUUAUGUAACAUUCCCAAAAAAAAAUAAAAAAAAAUUAAAAAGGCUUCUUGUUCCUGUUCUUCCUUCUCUGGAAAAAAUGGACCCAAGUGCAACGACGUCAAGUCCCCGGCAGCCGUUCACGGCGGGCACGGCAACCGCGAAGAAGAAAAAGAAGAAAACAACAGCAGAAGCUCUGAGCCAUGACGUCUUGUGCAUCAUCUUCUCCUUUCUCGACUUAUUCCAGCUCAUUCGCUGCUCCGCCGUUUCCACUUCUUGGAGAAAAGCCAUAAAUAAAUUAAAAUUAAAUCAAACAGAAUACGUCAAGCAACGGCAUAAUGAUCCUAAUGGCCUCCAGGAUGCGUCUUUCUCUCAGAGAUCAUUGAGUGAACAAGCGGAACAGCUAGCUAUGGAACGACACGCAUUGGCUUUACAAAGAGCUCCAGCUAGUGUUAUUCAAUGGAAAGGUCAUUCAGUUGGGGUUAAUCAGUGCAGAAUGAAGAUGGGAAAAGUCCUUACCGGCGUGGGUGACAAGGUCAUGCGUCUCUGGUCGGCAGAAAGCUGCAAAUGUUUGGAUGAAUAUUUCCUUGUCGAUAAAGCCCCUUUAAUUGAUUUUGAUUUUGACGAGGGCAAGGUUGUUGGUUUAGUUGGCACCCGUAUAUGCAUCUGGAAUCGGACGGAGACAAGAAAUGUAUUUUCCUCACGUGAGAACUUAUUUACAAAGGGCCUCUGUAUGCGUUAUGUAGAUCCGGAAGCUGUGAUUGGAUGUGAGGAUGGAAAGGUUCGUGUAUUUGACCUAUACAGCAGAAAGUGUUCCCAAAUAAUAAAGAUGCAUGAGGGGCCUGUUACUUGCUUAGCUUUUACUGAUGACCAAUUGCUUGUUAGUGGUUCCUCUCUUGGCACCCUUUCACUAUCGGAUCUUUCUUCUGAUCAGCGAGUUGUUCUGCUUGGAUCAACCUUUUCUGCAGGGAUCAAGACUUUGUGUUUCAACCCUAGCUCCUAUAUGGUGUUUGCCGGAUCAACUGCUGGAAAUGUCUCUUGUUGGGACCUCAGGAAGACAAACAGAACUCUAUGGGAAACACGAGUGUCUCCUAAUGUUGUUUAUUCUAUGCAUCACCUUAGAAACGACACUUCAACAUUGGUGGUUGGUGGAAUCGACGGUGUGUUAAGAAUUGUCGACCAGGUAACUGGUGAAGUAAUUUCGAGAUGCAUAAUGGAUGAUAGUAGCACUGUGUUGCAUUGUUCAACAGAGAGAUUUGGAACUGUCCAAAUUGAGAGCAGGAAACUGAAAAGGCUCUCUGAAGAUGAUCGAAUUGAUCUUAUGCCAAGAGCUUCCCGGCCACAAAUCACAUGUUUAGCUGUUGGGAUGGAGAAAGUUGUUACUACACAUAAUGAUAAGUAUAUCAGAGUUUGGAAAUUCAGGAAAUGAAAAGGAUUACACUACCCGAGAUUCCGGGUAUUUGUUGUAGUUCUGUAGCACUUCUUUGUAAUCUGUUCGUGUGCGCGCGAGCGCGGGCGUGCCUGUUCGUCCAGUGUAAAAUUAAUUGAGAAUUCUUCCAGUGUAAAGAAUCACCGGAUGUCUACGUUACAUAGACUUUUCCUUUUACCUAGAACUAGAAUCGUAUUUUUAGUUGUUUGAGUUUUAGUUUCAACUAUUUGAAUAAUUUGGUAGUAAGUCAUGACAUUGAUAGUUUUGAAAUA